This is a messenger RNA of Sordaria macrospora k-hell, 9432 nucleotides long. The record is from RefSeq and is a predicted model, not a curated record. NCBI's taxonomy places the organism in Eukaryota, Fungi, Ascomycota, Sordariomycetes, Sordariales, Sordariaceae.
AUGCUUGAAGGUCUCGUUGCCGGGUUGCUUAACCGCUUCCUGGGCAUGUACGUCAAGAACUUCGAUCCUACACAGCUCAAGGUUGGCAUCUGGUCCGGCGACGUCAAGCUGCGCAACCUCGAAUUACGCCGCGAAGCCCUCGAUCAGCUCAAGCUGCCCAUCAACGUUGUCUACAUCCAGGAUGUCUACCUGCUUGCUUCGCCCAAGGAGGAGGCUGAGUAUAACGAGGAGGAAGAGGAACGCCGCAAGCAGCGCAUCAAGAUGGAAAAGCUGGACUCUGCCGAACUGCUCAAGGAGAGGAAUCAGGAAGGUCUCAGCCCCGAAGAACAAAAGCGCAGCCAGAGCUUUGCCUCGAGCCUCGUCACCAAGAUUGUCGACAACCUGCAGGUGACCGUCAAGAACAUUCACGUCCGCUACGAGGAUGCCAUCUCGGCCCCGGGCCACCCCUUCGCCCUCGGUCUCACUCUCGAGGAGUUCAGCGCCGUCAGCACCGAUGGAGAGUGGCAGCCUACCUUCAUCCAGGACUCCACCAAGACCACCCACAAGCUAGCUACCUUGGGCGCCUUGGCUGUCUACUGGGAUACGGACGCAACACUUCUGGGUCCGGGACGCGAAGCUGUUACGCCGGGUUAUCAACCAAAACCCCAUGACGAAAUCCUCGCCGGCUUCAGGUCUAUGAUCGCCAAGACAGAUGGCGACCUCCCCGAGAACCAUCAGUUCAUACUGAAACCCGUCUCCGGCCAGGCCAAGCUCGAGCUCGAUAAAACAGGCGACUCCACCGUUCCAAAAUUCAAGGCAAACCUCCUCUUUGACGAAAUCGGUGUCGUGCUGGACGAUUAUCAGUACCGAGAUGCUCUCAUGAUGGUCGACUUAUUCCACUACUUCAUUCGACACCAAGAAUACAAAAAAUACCAACCAAAGGGCGUUCGGCCGAAAGAAGAUCCCCGUGCUUGGCUCCAGUUUGCCGGUAAUGCUGUCCUGAGCAAGAUCCACGACCGAAACCGGAGGUGGUCCUGGGACUAUUUCCGCGAGCGACGAGACGACCGCAAACGAUACAUUGAGCUCUUCAAGAAACGCAAGCAAGGCCAGCAACUGUCUCCUGAGGAGAACGAUGAUUUGACGAAACUCGAGUGGAAACUCGACUAUGAAGACCUGCGGUUCUGGAGAUCCUUGGCACGCAAUCAGCUCAAGAGAGAAAACGCAGAAGCCCUCAGGAACCGCCCUCCCCCACCGGCUCAACCUCAACAGCAGGGCUGGAUUGCUUGGGCCCUUGGCUCCAAGCCUAAGCAACAGCAACAACAGGAAAAGCAGCAGGAGGACGAGAAUACCCAAAUCACAGAAGAACAGCGCAAGGAGCUGUACGAAGUCAUCGACUGGGACGAAAAGACGGCUCUUGCCGCUGAGGUCGAUGUGCCAAGAGACACUGUUCAGAUGCAGCUCGAAGCAUCUCUCAGCACUGGCAGUUUUACUCUCAAGCAGAACCCACAUGGUGAUUCAAGAGAUCUCAUCAGUCUUCAUUUCGAUGUCUUCAAAGCCAAGGGCCUCAAACGCCCUGACUCUUUCCUUGCUGACGUUAGCCUGGGUGGUCUGCGUGUCAAUGAUGGCACCACACCCAAUAGUCUGUUCAAGGAAAUUGUCCGCGUCAAGGAUGCUCCUGAUAACCAGAUAGCGCAUCGCAUGUCCAUUGCCGAGCUUGAACAGAACAGCGACGAAGCUUUCUUCCAGUUCCAGGUUGAACAAAAUCCUCUGGAUGGCCAGGGAGAUAUUGCAGUUACAGCUAAGCUGAAGCCGCUCGAGAUUGUCUGGAACCCCAAUGUUGUCGUUGGCGUUGUUGACUUUUUCCGUCCUCCCGAGAGACACAUGGAUUCCAUCAACGCGCUCAUGGAGACUGCUGGCGCCACGGUCGAGGGUUUGCGCGCGCAGACCAGAGCUGGCCUUGAGUUUGCUCUCGAGGAGCACAAGACGCUGAACGCAAAGCUCGAUCUUCAGGCUCCUCUCAUUAUUAUCCCCGAGAGCAUCACCAGCAAGAUGUCCACCUGCCUCAUCCUGGAUGCAGGUCACAUUAGCGUCAACAGUGAACUGGUGGACAAGGAUACGAUGAAGGAGGUGCAAUCGAAACAAAAACAGACAUUCACAGACGAGGACUUGAAGACGCUCGAGUCGCUCAUGUAUGACCGCUUCCUCGUCAAACUUUCCUCCACGCAGGUUUUGAUCGGACCGUCCAUUGAGGAGACCAAGAAGCAAUUGGUCGACAAGGAUGACAAGAUGCUGCAUAUUGUCGACAAGAUCACCGUGGAUUUUGUGGUGGAGACAUCAAUCCUUCCCAAGGCGCCGAACUUGACAAAGCUCAAAGUGUCUGGUCACUUGCCCGUCUUGCAUGCCAGUGUAUCUGAUGCCAAGUACAAGAGUUUGAUGCGUAUCAUUGACGUUGCGAUACCGAAACUCGCUGGAGCUGACGCCCCGUCGCAACCAACAGGUCAGCCUGGUCCGCGUCCCCGUUUGGCGAGCAACGCUUCAACGGCAUCACAUAGGUUGUUGGAGCAUAGACCGUCGACCCAACUGCUACCCUUCAGUACCAGUCAUCAGCAAGCCAUCAUUCUGGAUGACGAUGACCUCGACGAGGACGAAGAUGCUUUUGAAGACGCCAAGGAUGGUUCAGCAACUGAUCAGCUAAAGCUUCAACAACGCAAUUUCGAGUUCAAGUUCGCAGUAGAUGAGUUGAAGGGAUCGCUCUACCGUAGUGAUCCAGAUGGAAAGGCACCUGACCAGCUGCUUGUCGAUUUGGUGGCUCAGCGCUUUGACCUCCAGUUCUACAUUCGCCCCUUCGACAUGUCUGCUGAGGUUUCUCUCGGAUCGGUCACCGUGGAUGACUUCGUUGAUAACCCGCCAGCCGAGUUCAAGGCUAUCGUAUCGUCUGGCGAUGUUGAAGAAAGUGGAGAGAUACAGGACUUGGUCCGCGUCAAAUUCGUCAAAGUCAGGAAGGAUUCGCCCGAGUUCAUGCCUGUGUAUGAUGGCGUUGAGACAAACCUGGAUGUGGCAAUUUCCACCAUCAAUCUUGUCGUAACACGCAAGACGCUGCUCACACUUCUUGACUUCGUUCUCGUCACUUUCACCAACACUGCCAAUCCGAAUCCUCCUCCUCAAAACGCGAUUACUGAUGAUGGCUCGGAGACCAGCAUCGAGGUUGAGCCUCCAGCCUCACCGCAACAGACUACCGACGGUGCAAUUCGGGUCAAGGUUGAUCUUAAGAGUAUCAGGUUGAUUCUGAAUAAUGAUGGCAUCCGUCUAGCUACUCUGUCGUUCAACCAUGCCGACGUUGGUGUGUUUAUUCUCGGAAAGACCAUGCGUGUUGCUGCAAGACUGGGCGAUUUGAACCUUGUUGACGAUGUCAAUCUUGGUGUCUCCGAGGAUUCAAGCAUACGCCAGUUGGUAGCCAUCCAGGGAGAAGAGCUUGCCGAUUUCCGUUACGAGACGUUCGACGCUGGUCGCCCCGAAUCGUAUCCUGGAUAUGACUCCUCGAUUUUCCUGCGGGCUGGGUCUGUCAAGAUCAACUUCUUGGAGGAGCCUUUUCGCAAGAUUGUCGAAUUCCUUGUCAAGUUCGGCAAGAUGCAGGCUAUCUACAACGCCGCUCGUCAAGCUGCUGCUAAUCAAGCCAACCAGUUCCAGCAAAGCCCGAGCAAGGUCAAGUUCGAUGUUGUCGUCAAAACUCCCAUUGUCGUGUUCCCCAGAGAUGUCCGCCCCGACCGGCCCAAGCGUGAUCUCAUCACGGCUUAUCUUGGUGAGAUCUACGCACAGAACAAGUUUGUACCACUCGACGACUCGGAGAAUGCCGAUAUCGCCAUGAAGUUAACUGCAGGAAUUCGCAACAUCAGACUCACUUCCAACUUCCAUUACACUGAUGGCCAGGAGGAAGAACUCGAACUCAUCGACAAGGUUGACCUUGGCUUCCAGAUCACCUAUGCUGAACACAAGGAGGGUAUCAAGCGGCCCGAUUUGGAGAUCGAGGGCAACAUGUCAGAUUUCAAUUUGCGGUUGACCCAGUACCAACUAAACUCACUGCUUGAGAUUUCGCGUUCUGUCCCUGCUGCCUUUUCCGGUGACUCCGAACAGAACAGGCUCGAUGCCGAACGCGAAGUCGAUGACAGGACCCUUAGUAAGGCCAGGACCAUGUCGGGCUUUGACGAUAACGGCGGCAACGAACAGCUCAUUGACCUGGGCCCGGAGCUUGGCCCGCAAGCUGAGACCUGGACGAAGUUGGAUCUCAUUUUCACCGUCAACACUAUUGGUUUGGAGUUGAUCAAUGCUCCGGAAGACCAGCCCGUCGGUGAUCUCGAUACCGCGAGUCUGUCCAAAUUCAGUCUCGAUUCCAGCAGACUGAAGACUCGUAUGGACUCCAACGGAAGUCUCGAGGCCGAGUUUGUCAUUCAGUCUUUCACAAUCUACGAUACACGCCAACGUGAGACGAACAAGUUCCGUCGCAUCAUGACAAGCGGCAACAAGGACGUUCAGCAGUUGAUGGCCAGCGUCACCAUGUCUGGAGGAAAGGAGAGGAACAUCAUUGCCAUGGUCGCCAUUGAUAGCCCUCGCGUCAUCUUUGCACUUGAUUACCUUUUCGCUAUCGGGCAAUUCGUCACUGUGGGCCUGAAAGUACCGGAGCCUGAGGUCCCAGAGAAAAGCCCGCUCGACACACCUGAUGAUAUGAGCGAUGCAGAGUCCAUGGCAGUUUCAUACACCGGCAGACGGUCUGAUAGCAUCGAUCAGCGCCGUGAGCCCCCUGACCCCCCGACGGAGCCGCCGAAGGAAGAGUCUAAGAUGCGCAUUGCCUAUCGGGUUAACGUGGUCGACGCUCAGGUUAUCCUGAUUGCCAAUCCGCUCAGCUCCAGUUCCGAGGCCAUUGUCUUGGGUACCAAGCAAGUUCUUCUGUCACAACAGCAUGCAUUGACAUUCCAGAUUUCCGAGUGUGGAAUGUUCCUGUGCCGCAUGGAUCGUUUCGAUGAUUCACGCCUGAGGAUCAUCGACGACUUCUCAGUUCAAAUGUCCAUGGAUACGUCAAAGCCCUUCACCACCAACAUUCAUGUGGAUAUUGAGCCGCUUAUCCUCAGAGUGUCGCUUCGGGAUAUUUUGCUUGUCAUGCAAAUUGUGAGCAAGGCAUCGGAGCUGUCAGGCAACGAAUCCACUGAGCCGAAGGGUACUGCGUCGGAUCAGAAAGCGAAGCAGCUCAAAUCUUCCGGCAUGAAGCAACGAACCGCCAGUGGCAAGGGAACAUCUACUGUCGCGAACAAGUCUAAGCGCACGGGCACCAAAACUGUGGCAACCGAUCCGCGGUCCCAGAAAGGAGGCCAACAACCGCAUGAUAUCACCAAGACACCGCCAAGAUAUGAACAACUCACGGCAGCAAUUGAAGGAAUUCGGGUUGUCCUCAUUGGAGAUGUGCAUGAACUUCCUAUUCUUGACUUGAGCAUCAAGUCCUUCUCGACUAGCGCAGAGAAUUGGUCUUCGAACCUUAAGGCGGAGGCAGCAAUCGAGAUGUACACCAACAUUUACAAUUUCGCCAAGUCGGCCUGGGAGCCGCUCAUUGAACCCUGGCAAGUGGGCUUUGGGGUUGCCCGUGAUCAAAGUACCGGCUUGAUGUCAGUCGACGUCUCAUCCAAGAAGACUUUCGAUGUGACUCUUUCAACUGCUAGCAUUGCACUGCUCUCCAAAUCAAUGGCUUUCCUCACCAAAGAUGAGGACGUGCUAGGCAAGCCUCGUGGCGUUGAAGCGCCAUACCGUAUCCGCAACUACACCGGCUUCAACAUCAUCAUGCAAGCCAAGAGAGAGAGCACCGAAGAAACCGCACCCCUUCGUCUUGAUGAUGGCCAGGAGACUCCAUGGAGCUUUGAGAAUUGGGAAAAGGUGCGAGAGAGCCUUUCUGGCGAAAGCAACAGCACUAGCAAUGUGGCCAUCCAGUUGGAGGGUAGUGGCUUCGAUGCAGUCAAGAACAUCCGAAUCAAUCGCGAGGGAGAAUUCCUUUAUGCCCUCAAGCCCAAGACCGAUGAGGUAUUGCACAAGCUCAUGGUCGAUGUAAAACUUGGCACAGACAACGUCAAGUAUGUCACUCUGCGCAGUCCGCUGCCUGCCCCCGUCGGCGCUGUCUACAUGAAGAGCUUGCUCAUCCGCCCUGAUCCCGGUUUUGGCUAUGGCUGGAGCACUGAUACACUCUGGUGGAGAGACCUGUUGAAGCGUCCGACCAAGACGUUGAUGUGCAAGGGUGAACAUGGCGACCCCUUUUACUUCCAGCUGUCAGCUCGAAACUAUCCGUAUAUGCGCUUGAAACUCUCCGCCCCCGUCACCAUCGAAAACCUACUGCCCUAUGACUUCAAGUAUAGGAUCUAUGACAAGAACACCAAGAAGGACUGGUCCAACUUCCUUCGCAAGGGCGGGGUUAGCCCCGUGCACGUCGUCGAGCUGUCCCAUCUGCUCCUCCUUAGUAUCGAUAUGCAGGAGACCGUCUUCAAGCCAAGCGAGUUCGCGAUCAUAAACUCUGGCACCUCUGAAGACUUCCGCAAGGAGACAAACCUUGUAUGCAAGGAUGAUUCGGGCCUGGCGCUCCAUCUGAAGUUGCAUUACUUCCGCAUUCCCAACAGCGGUGGCGCCUUCAAGGUCACUGUCUACUGCCCCUACAUAAUCCUCAACAAGACGGGGCUUGAUGUAGGCAUUCGGUCCAAGGGCUUCAUGCAGCAUGCCAAGGCGGCGGCUGGCCAGCUUCUGGUUGAUGUCGAUGAAAGCCCUCGCAAAGCCCAGCCGCUCAUGUUCUCCUUUGGUAGCGACGACCACAGGAACCGCGCUUUGCUCAAGAUUGCCGAUUCCGAUUGGAGUAGGCCGCAAAGUUUCGACGCUAUCGGUAGUACCACCGAGGUGGUGCUCAACUCGCCCUCCCGCAAUACCGAGAUCCAUCUGGGUGUCACAGUCGACUCAGGCCAUGGCAAGUACAAGAUGGUGAAGACAGUCACUCUUGCACCAAGAUAUGUCAUUCAGAACAGGCUCGGCGAAGACAUCAAUAUCCGAGAGCCAAGUUCGUCGUCACUACUUGAGCUUCAGACCGGCGCUCUUCGCCCGCUGCACUUCCUUCAAAGAGGUGCUGUCAAACAGCUCUGUCUCUGCUAUCCGGGCGUCGAUAACCAGUGGACCGCUCCCUUCAACAUCUCAGAUCUAGGCACCACGCAUAUCAAGAUUGCUCGAGCCGGUCAACGGCAGAGACUCAUUAGGGUUGAGACACUCAUGGAGGAGUCGACCAUUUUCUUGAACUUGACCAUGGAGAAGAAGAACUGGCCCUUCUCGAUGCGAAACGAGAGUGACACUGAGUUCACUUUCUACCAGGCCAACCCGAAUAUCGACGAGGACGGCAUCGAAGACCGCUCCGGCUGGCGUCCCGUGCGUUACCGCCUUCCGCCCCGAAGCAUCAUGCCCUACGCGUGGGACUUCCCGGCUGCCAAGAACAAGGAGGUUUGCAUCAGUGCCAAUGGCAAGGACCGACAUGUGAAGCUGGCAGAAAUUGGUAACCUGAUUCCGAUGAAGUUCGUUGGCGCUAAUGGCCAGACCAAGGUCAUCGACAUCAAUGUCACUGCCGAUGGACCGACGCAGACCCUGAUCCUGUCCAACUUCAAGCAGUCAAAGAGUUUGUACAAGCAGAAGUCUAAUGCUGGCUCGACAGACCGUGGUAUGUUUGAAGCGAAGGAGUUGGAUACAGGUGUCACCUUCCGCGCGCAGUUAAGGCUUUCGGGCAUUGGCAUUUCGUUGAUCAACUCCCAACUGAAGGAACUGGCCUACAUCACCUUCAGAGAUGUGCAACUUCGGUACAGCGAUUCACAUUUGUACCAGACUAUCAGUCUGGCAGUCAAAUGGAUCCAAAUCGACAACCAGCUGUACGGAGGCAUCUUCCCCAUGAUCUUAUAUCCCAGUGUCGUGCCGAAGCGCGCGCAGGAGAUCGAGGCCCACCCAUCGUUGCAUGCCAUGGUAACUCGCGUCAAGGACGACUCGUAUGGUGUUGAGUACAUCAAGUAUGCAACAGUUCUCUUGCAAGAGAUGACUGUCGAGCUUGACGAAGACUUCAUCUAUGCCGUGCUCGAUUUCUCCAAGGUACCGGGUGCAUCGUGGUCUUCAUCCGAUGAAGAGGACAAGCUUUGCGAUGACAACAUUGACGUGCCGCAGCCGAAGCAACUGGCGGCUGGCCGUGACAUCUACUUCGAAGUGUUGAACAUCCAACCGAUGCAGCUCGACUUGUCGUUUGUGAGGACGGAGCGUGUGAACGUGGAAGACAAGACAUCCUCAAAGAACCCAGUCAUGUUCUUCUUCAACGUCAUGACCAUGGCCAUUGGCAACAUCAACGAUGCCCCCGUCCGCUUCAACGCCCUCAUGCUCGAGAACAUGCGCGUCUCUGUUCCGGUUCUGAUCCAGAAUAUCUCGAAUCACUACAGUCAAGAGGCUCUCUACCAGGUACACAACAUUCUGGGAAGUGCCGAUUUCCUGGGCAACCCAGUCGGUCUGUUCAACAACAUCAGCUCUGGAUUCGCCGAUAUCUUUUACGAGCCAUACCAGGGUCUCAUCAUGUCCGACAGGCCUGAAGAUUUCGGCAUCGGUCUAGCCCGCGGCGCCGGUUCCUUCGUCAAGAAGUCUGUUUUCGGCUUCAGUGACUCCUUCUCCAAGGUCACUGGUAGUUUCGCCAAGGGCCUCGCGGCUGCCACGAUGGAUAAGCAAUUCCAGGACCGUCGCCGCAUUACACGUGCUCGCAACCAUCCCAAGCAUGCCCUUUUCGGCGUCACCUCAGGCGCCAACAGUCUGUUUACCUCUGUUGCUUCGGGUGUUGGAGGCCUUGCCCGCAAACCGCUCGAGGGCGCGGAGCAGGAAGGUGCUCUCGGCUUCUUCAAGGGUAUCGGCAAAGGCGUGGUUGGUCUCGCUACCAAGCCAGCCAUUGGUGUCCUAGACUUUGCUUCCAACGUCAGCGAAGGCGUGCGCAACACCACCACCGUCUUUGACGGAUCCGAACUCGACCGCGUCAGACUACCAAGAUACAUCCCCGCGGACGGUAUUGUCAGGCCUUACAGCCAGCGCGAGGCGCUUGGCCAGAGCUGGCUCAAGCAAAUUGACAACGGCAAGUACUUCGAUGAGCAGUACAUUGCCCAUCUUGAGCUGCCAACGGAGGACAUGGUUGUCAUGGUCACGUUUGCACGGAUCUUGCUCAUUAGAAGCAGGAAGUUGCAGACGGAGUGGGACGUGCCGCUGAAGGAUGUACAGACUAUUGCAAAGGAGAGGACGGGCUUGAGCCUAACUCUGAGAGGAGGAACCAAUGGCCCCUUCAUUCCAAUCGGAAUGGAAAGUGGCAGGACCUUUAUCUAUCGCCAGGUGGCGAUUGCCGUGGAGGAGUUCAAUCGCCGGUUCCGUGGAUUGGAAUAA